CUGCACCGCGGCCGGGAUGCCGCUCGUGGGGCUGGGCACAUGGAAGUCUGCAGCUGGGCAAGUAAAAGCUGCGGUGACGGCUGCCAUCGAUGCCGAGUACCGCCACUUUGACUGUGCCUAUGUGUACCAGAAUGAGAGUGAGAUUGGGGAAGGGAUCCAGCAGAAAAUCCAGGAAGGUGUUGUGAAAAGAGAGGAUCUCUUCGUUGUCAGCAAGCUGUGGUCCACUUUUCAUGAGAAGCCUCUGGUGAAGGGAGCCUGCCAGAAGACUCUUGCUGAUCUGAAACUGGAUUACCUCGAUCUCUACCUCAUGCACUGGCCUCUGGGGUUCAAGUACAGAUUGAGCUGGCCUUUGCUGUAGGAGCCUUAAAGUUGUCCCACAGACCUUGGAUUUCAAAAGGGGCAAAACUCACAAGGACUACCCAUUCAAUGCAGAAUACUGAAGAUGCUCAUAUCCUGCCCUCCUUCAGAGCUUGGUCUGGUAUUCUUCCUAUCAAUUUACCUGAAUUUCUUAUUACAUUUCUCCUCCUGCAGCCAGUGAAGUCACAGCAUAUGUAUUCAGUGAUCAUCUUUUAUUUACUCUAUCUGAAAGAAACAGUAAAGUUGCUCCAAAAGAAUAAAAUGGGGGCUGUAAUAAUUUUCUGUCAAAAUGUGGAUUGAGUAAUCCACAUUUAGCGAGCGAGAGACUUUGAACUACACAUUCCCAUUUUUAAUUUCUCUUGCUUCAACACAACAGGCUGAGGAGGAUAGUUGGCAGUUAUGGGAGAAAAAUCUGAGAAAUGUGAACUAAAGGCCAGCAGUUUUAUCACUCCAGAAGUAACUGAGAAAGGAGUUUUUCCUACUUAGGAAAAACUUUCCCUUAGGAAUAAAAAAAAAAAAAAAAAGAAAAA
Molecule: messenger RNA, 887 nt
Organism: Vidua chalybeata
Lineage: Eukaryota; Metazoa; Chordata; Aves; Passeriformes; Viduidae
Product: aldo-keto reductase family 1 member B7-like
Exons: 5
Coding region: 17-358 (113 amino acids)
Cellular component (GO): cytosol
Molecular function (GO): aldose reductase (NADPH) activity
Source: RefSeq, a predicted model, not a curated record